Molecule: messenger RNA, 4216 nt
Organism: Nymphalis io (European peacock)
Lineage: Eukaryota; Metazoa; Arthropoda; Insecta; Lepidoptera; Nymphalidae
Product: leucine-rich melanocyte differentiation-associated protein-like
Exons: 6
Coding region: 81-851 (256 amino acids)
Molecular function (GO): protein binding
Source: RefSeq, a predicted model, not a curated record
AGCCCUAGUUUGAUUGAUAACCAUAUAUAUUAUCAUGAAUGCCGUUGUCGAAAUGUAUUAAAAAUAACUUGUGAAUUAAAAUGGAGUCUGAGAAAUUGAAAAUCAAUGAUCAGGACGAAGGUGUAAUUACUGUCGACGUUGAAAAUAGCAUCUUAGUGGAUUCAGUUACUGCAAUGGCUCAAACACUACUUCCAGCAGAUUUCAUACAGUCCUCAGAGGACUCAAAUGAUGAUGGUGACACAACAAAAUUGACAUUAGCAUAUGAAAGGCUGUAUGAAUUGCCAAGAACUAUAAUUGAAAGAUUCUGCGAUCACAUUAUAUACUUGGAUAUAAGUCACAAUAAAAUAACGAAUCUUGAUGGUCUAGUACAUUUUAAGCAUCUAACAACAUUAAUAGCUGAUGACAAUCCAGUAACUGAGAGCUGCAUGUUACCUCCAAUGCCGAAACUACAAUUAUUGUGGUUAAACCAUUGCAAAAUAUCCUCUCUGUACCCGUGGGUGAGCAAACUCAAAGAAUCCUGUCCAAAUCUCCAGUAUAUAUCUCUAAUGGGCAAUCCAGCGGCACCCAGUUAUUUCAAUGGGGGUACUUUCUAUGAAUAUCUUCAGUACAGGCUGUUCGUGAUAUCACAGUUUCCAUCUCUCUUACACCUCGACGACAGAAAAGUGACAGACGAUCAAAGAGAGGAAGCACACAGGUUGUACAAACGGCCACUUCUCGAGCGGAUUGUGAAGCCAGGAUCCGGAAGCUUGUCUCAACUGAUGACCAGCUCGGUGUCAUGGAGCUCCGUCCAUAAUAAAUUGUCUUCAUUUUGGAAUAAGGAAAAAGAGCAAAGGAGAAAUUUACUUAUUUAGUAAAUUUAUUUGAGGUAGGGAAAUUGCUUUAUGAAGUAAAAUGUAUGAGAAAUGAUAGAAUGUGAGCUUGCCUUAUAAUUUGGAUGAAGGGAAUUGUUUUGUUAUUUGGAAUGAGUAGUUGUGUUGUAGAACACAGUAUUUAUGUAUUUAUAUAACUAGAAGCGGAAUCAAUAAUUUUAAGUCCACCUCACGACUUUCGAGAAGAGAAUAUACUAUUUUAUUUUUUGUUUAAUUGUAUUGGAACAACGAUCAGAAUGAUAUGCAUUUUGAUGUACAACUUUACGUUUAGGUGCGAAAUACAAAUAAAAUACAAUUUAAAGGCAGUAAUUACAGGCACAAGGGACAUUACGUCCCUUCGUCUUAGUUUCCAAGGUUAGUGGAACAUUGGCCAUGUAAGCGAUGGUUAACAUUUUACAAUGCCAAUAUCUAUGGCCUUUGGUGACCAAGUAUCCCAUAUGCUCGUCCGCCUUAUUGUAUAUAAAAAAAAGUUCCAGCACGCAUUUAAGGCAAAGUAAAUCAUUUUAUUAUAUGACUAAAAUAUUUUAAUGGUAUUAUAUUAUGGUAAAACUAAUCUUACGUUUAUCAAAAUAAAAUAAUUCACACAACUAAUACAAAAUUACAAUUAAAAAAGCAAAAUAAAAAUUACUUCAUACUUACCGCCUGACAUCUUGUCCCGUGUCCAUUCGUCUUUCGGAAUUCAAGAUGUUAUACUUAGGUUAUCAAGCCAUCCACGAGCAUGACGGGCGACUGGACGAACAGACAUGAUGAGAAAAUGUAAGCACACAACAAACAAGAGAGCUAAAUUAUUUUUAAAAAAAUUGAGAAUUUUGUAGUUGUACUCCAUAUUUGGCAUGACGAAAUCAUAACAAUUUAUUAUUAGAUUAUAUUAUAAUAUUAAUCAAUCAGUCAGUACAGGGUACUCAAACAAUUGUGACGUGUCGUAAAUAAAAAUAUAUUAUUCCUUCGGUCUUUGAGUAUUGGUUAGCCUCAUACCUGGAUCCGUCUCUCAAUAUUAUAUGCCUCAGUAUCUCAAGAUAGCCUACACGCUAAAGUGGUAACCCCGACGUGAUUUGAACACGCAUUUUCCUGCUAGCACGUAAGUGCAGUCUUGUAUGCGGGGUAUGGGAUAUCUAUCAGACUUUGUUAUGUUGUUUAGACGGCAAUAGUCGCCACAUGGUCGUAAGUCGCCGUUUUGUCUUUAAAACUAUAUGCAACGGACUAUCCCAGCAGUUCUAGAGGGCCUGCAAAUUCCCAUAUCCAUCAUACGCUGAAAUUCGGCCUUCACUUUGACAUAUUUAUCCGAUGGUAAAGGUCGCGGACGUUCAAAGACAGGGGAUCCUGUCGUCUCAAUAUAAUGGACAACGGAAUGGCAUGGAGUCUCUUUGAAACACAUUGGUUUCGUUAUAUUAGGAAACUCUCCUAAUAAGUCACUAUAUUCACUAGAAAAGUCAAUAGUUCUCACUGAUUGCUGAGUAUUUAAUGUCACUGACGCAAUCACACACAAAUUAGUAACUUUGUCUAUUAAUUUCCUUUUGUCAAUAUCCACUAACAACUUAUGAUAACCUAAAAAAUCUCCUAAUAUCGGUUGCUUUACGUCGGCCAUCACAAAAGUCCAACGGUAAGGCCUCCGCAAAUUUUACUGGUGGUAGGGCUUUGUGCAAGCUCGUCUGGGUAGGUACCACCCACUCAUCAGAUAUUCUACCGCAAAACAGCAAUACUUGAUAUUGUUGUGUUCCGGUUUGAAGGGUGAGUGAGCCAGUGUAAUUACAGGCACAAGGGACAUAAAAUCUUAGUUACCAAGGUUGGUGGCGCAUUGGAUAUGUAAGCGAUGGUUGACAUUUCUUACAAUGCCAAUGUCUAAGAGCGUUGGUGACCACUUACCAUCAGGUGGCCCAUAUGCUCGUCCGCCUUCCUUUUCUGUAAAAAAAAAAAAAAAAAAUUAAAAUCGAAAUCUAGUCUUACUACCGUACGUUUUUAUUUCACUACCGUUUGCGGCAUAUAGUUUAUAAUUGUCACAUUUGUUAUCACUAAAUAGUUUCUUAACAUAAGGUAACACGGAAAUGUUCGCACCAGUGUCCACUAAAAAUCUAAGUCCACUCUUACUAUCAGUAACACAAAGGCGGUGAGAAGGAGUGAUGGUGCAUAUCUCCGCCGGCAAUCGCACCACUUCUAGUUUCCCGAAUUCUUGUCUUUUUUCCACGAACACGGCUCUAUACAUUUCUUUGCGCGACUAUGAAACUUGUGAUGAUAAUAACAUAGCCAAUCAGCACUUUCGGGCGUACGGCGUAUUGUAUUACGCUCUCGCGAGACUGAACGGCUUCGUUUUUGUAUACUAUGCUUAAAUUUCUCUGCCUUGACCUUACUCUAAAUAUCACGUAUGCGCAAGCUUAAUUUAGCGAUCUCAGCUAAAAUAAACGCGUUAUCACUCGAACCAGGUCUAGAGGUUUUCAUCACUUUGUCGGCCAUAGCAGCUAAUUUUUCGAGGUCUUUAACUUCACUCACGGCUAAGACAAGUCGAACCGAAGCAGGAAGAUGACCUUGCCACAUGAUGACAAGCGUAUCGUCCGGUAUUUUUCCACGCGCUAGAUCUCUCAUUCGACGCAAAAGCUGUGAAGGCUUUUGAUAGCCUAGAUCCAUUCCGCUAAUUAAUUUUUGGAAUUUGCUAGUUUCCGAUUCCUCAUACACUGCCAACAAUCGGUUUUUCAAAGUUUCGAAUUUCUUUGUCUUCGGUGGACUCAAAAGGAUAUCACUAACUUGCUGAAUGACAUCUUUGCUUAAUUUACUGACGAUGAGGUUAAACUUCGUUUCGUCACUCAGUUUUUGUGGUCCUAAAAUCGCGUCACACUGCACAAACCACAACCACAACCACACUGUACUGACUGAUUGAUUAAUAUUAUAAUAUAAUCUAAUAAUAAAUUGUUAUGAUUUCGUCAUGCCAAAUAUGGAGUACAACUAAUAAGGCGAUAUGCUGACGGCACAUACACAUAUUUAUUUAAAGAUUACGAUUACAAUGUCUAAUCUUUAAGCACAAUUACAGAUUAAGGAAGGGAAUAAAAAAAGUAAUCAUAUUUGGUGAUUAAUGAUUAUUAAUAUGUAAUGUCAAGAUUACUAUUACUUGAUCUUGAUUAGGGCGCGCGAGCUUGUCAUUUAAUUUUUAUUAUUUAUGUUAAUCGCAUACGUUAAUCUUCCGAUAUUAUAAUAUUAUCAGGAUUGUUAUUUGUUAUAUUUUAAUAUAAGUAAAAAUAUAUUAACAAUAUUAUAGUAAAAUUAAGUAAGAACUUUUCGAAAUAUCAAAAUUAACUUUAAGGCUGAUAUUAAUUUUAAUUUGUGAUGUAUUUCUAUGUUUAUACUUUUUAUGUAUUUUU